Parathielavia appendiculata is the source of this 1275-nucleotide messenger RNA. RefSeq lists its product as uncharacterized. Bases 1 to 1275 code for a protein of 424 amino acids. The record is from RefSeq and is a predicted model, not a curated record. The transcript has 4 exons. Lineage: Eukaryota; Fungi; Ascomycota; Sordariomycetes; Sordariales; Chaetomiaceae.
AUGGGGUGGGAAUUGUCAACAUGGCUGGCACUCGGACGCGCGUCCCAGUUGCUGGGUUCUGCCCUCGCCGUCGGCAUGCACGGCUACUUGACCAUCAAGGUCUUCGCUGCGAAGCUUGGGCUAUCAAAGGAAAUGGUAGCUCUCGAAUUGCUGGCUUGUUUCGUGCUUGGCUACUCGAUACUGGCGCUCAGCAUCGGGCAUAGCGGCCAACGUUCCAGGAGGACGUCCUGGUUAACGUGCUUUGUCGUCUUCGAUGUGAUCAUGUGCGGUGUGCUGCUCGGCGCUAUCACGACGCUUGCCCGUGCCGGUCUUCCGGUACAUUGUGCUGGCAUGACACGGAAAGACUACAAGGAAGACGAAGAACAAAACAAACCCAAGCCCGGCUUCACUACCAUUCGCUUCGGUGAUGAAAGCGUCGGUGAGCGAGGCGAACUCGAUGGUCUCUGUGGUCUUGACCGCUCCUACUAUGGCAUUGCGAAUGCUCUAGUGUUCACAUACAUUUUCACCAUCACCAUAACCGUACUCCGGAUACUCGAGAAGAACUACACCAGCAAAAGCAAGGUCAAUGAACUGCUAGAGUCACUCGGGCGGGCCGAGGACAUCCGCCUCAAAGCCAUGGAUUCUCCGUCACCACGCGACGAGUCGCCGGACAUGAACCUACCACCGCCCCCGAGCGAAGGCAUCAUUACGCGCACCACGUCGCUCCGUAGCAACUUUACGACCGCAACAUCAGUCGCAGCUUCCCACACGGGCGCUUACGGACCCAGCUCUAUCCCCCGCCGCCCAGUCGGCCUCAACCAGCCACCACCGCUCCCGCAGAGAUCCUUACCGGCAUCCUCCCCAACCUCGUCUCACUCUCCCAACCCAGGCCUAAACUUCAACUCCAUCCCCCUCGAAGAGGACAACACCGCUGAAGCCGCCCUAGUAUCAGACGGCAUGCGGCACCAACCCCACCAAAACCGUCACCUUCACCAACAACCUCCCCAAUCCCUUCCCCACUACCACCACCCUCACCACCAGCGCCACCCAUCGCGAGACCAGUAUCCUCCAUCAGUCACACCACGAAUAUUACCCAUGCUCUCGGAGGAAGAGCAAUCCGCCGACUUGGCGCUCGUCUCGGACGGCAUGCGGCCCGCGGAACCCACGCUCCCGGCCUACCACCCGGGUAACAGGCGCAUGUCGGGCCAUGCCGGGGAAGACAACGAGAUGCGCUUGAGCGGCUAUGUCAAGGGACAGACCAGAGCACAGGAUAUGAAGGAUUCGGGGAGGUAUUGA